GGACUUGACAAUAUUGCAUCUACAUCUUUUUGUUACAUUUCAGCUCUCUGAUGUCCUUGUGUGACCACAUACAUGAGAUGUCACCAGAUACAAACAUUUAUCUGUGUGAAAUACUGCCAAGGGAAUUAGACUGCUCUUACAACAAAUAUACAGGGCUAAAAACCGGAAGAGACCUUAGCCAAGUAAGAUCUUGGAUUGAGUCUAUCAACAGAGCGGUUGAGGAGGUUUGUCAUUAUAUCCCGUAUUUGCAGUAUCAUGUCUACACCAAACAUUUUCAUGGUAAGGAACAUUUAAGAAGGGAUGGUCUACAUUUGAAUAGUGAGGGUGGUGAGAUGUGUUGGAGGUCCAUUAAGUUAGACAUUUUGAAUGACAUGGACACACCUACUCAAGGCACCACAGGUUUCAUUCUGGGUGAUGAACAAUGGCCUCCAUUAAAUAGCAGAGAGAAGGAAUUCAACAUUGAGGAGAUAUCGGAAGGUCUGCCAGCAUUAUACAGUGAUGUUGUACAGUCAGUACUAGAGAAUACACAUCAGAUUAUUGAAACAGUGACUGUAUCCAGCACUUCGCAGCCGACACAGAAUUUAACAGAAAAGCAGCAGAGAAUUUAUAACAGAAGUCACCCCCGACCUAGGAGAAAAUACCAUAGGAGAAGGCCCAAGUGGAUGCACAAGAUGAAUUAUAUUAAGAAAGAGUUUCCUAAAAGACCGGCAGAUGAUAAGAAUUUUGUUAAUAUUGAAGUUGGCAGUGGUGUUGUAGUUGCAGUUCCAUCCUGCAAAGUGAAUGGAUUCUUUCGGGACAGGACAGUUGUUGCAGUAGAAACAGAGUUUUGUAGACUAGGCCAUAAAAGUGUAUUGCCAGAGAACGUUGAAACAAAAAGAAGAAAGGUUGUGUCUUGGUUGUAUUGCCCUGAUUGUGCGGUUAAAUGUUCCAGAGAGGAUUUUUUACUUGAUCAUAUCAUUGUACAGCAUUGCAGAACCGCCAUAAAAGGAGGAGCAGCAUAUACAAAGAAGCCUAAGAAUUCACGCCACAAACACUCAAAGACAUUUAACAAUCAGAAGGUAUCUGAUGUAGAAAGCAGUACUGUUUCAAAACAGAAGGGUUACAGUAACCGGUAUAUUGAAAAGGAGAUUCCGUCAUGUGAAGGUAUGUUUUCUGUUUUUUCACCCUCUGAAUGGAGAGACUUGCUUCAGCUGAUGACUUUAUCUUACCUAUGUACCAGUGAGGGGAUGAACCAUGUCAUAUUGAAUAUGCUGAUCAUUCGGAAUGUGGACCUAUCACAGAUAAAGUUAUUACUGUCUGGUGAUGUGGAACUCAACCCUGGACCUGAUUACAUUUGUCAGUGGGAGGAUUGUACCUUUGCCAGUAGUACAGUUGGAGCUUUGGACCAACAUAUUGUAACUCAUGCCGCCCGUUCUAAUGGCUUGUGUUGCUGGGGUGACUGUGCAUUUAAUAAACCAGAUGGCAGUGUACAAGACCUCGCAAGGCAUGUUCUGCAGCAUCUAUAUAAUGAUAAAAACAUAUUUGUUUCCAUUGAGGAUUGGUAUGCUGUAAUACCAGGUGGAACACUAAAUGCAACAACAGAUUUGAACUCGUGUCCACAACAUUUGAGAUCUCAGCUGAAAUUGCUCCUGUUUGAUGAAGUCUUUAAAAUCACAUCAGACUCGUAUACAGUUGACCAACAUUUGCGUUACUUAGACUUUGAACGUGUGCACUACCCAACAAACUUUGGUAUUAAAAGAGAUGAAUUCAUUCGUAAAAGAACAGAAUUAGGUGAACACUGGGACAACUAUUUGGGCCAAGAAGAAAUGCAGGUCCCACCUGUUACAAGCAAGACACACAAGGCUGAAAGUGUUCCCAGGCCAUUUUAUACAGUUUAUAGUGAUAAGAAAUAUCAUGUUGUUACUACAGAUCGUCCAGAAUUUGCAUCUAACUUAGCACAUUCUGUUAAAUUGAAAUCUGAUAGAAAACGGAAGUGUGAAGUUUCAGAACCAUUGUCAGAUACAGAGUAUUUUAUGAAUGAUUCUUGGUUUGGAAAUUUAUUGCAUAAUUUGUCCUUGUGUAAAGUUGCAAUGAAUCUACAAUCUCAGAUUUUGCAAAAAUUAAAGGAAUGUAACUUUUUAAGUCCUAACACACAGCAUGUUUUUGCGCUUGAAAGAGAAGCAUAUAAAUUAGGUUCUUUGGAAAACUGUUCAGCAGGAACUUUUGUAUACACCGUUUUUAAAUGCGACAUAGGCAACAGAAGUAUUUACUAUAUCAGGUAUAUAGAGACAGGAAUAUAUAUUGGUAUUAUGGAACAAAAAUACCUUAAUCGAUUAAGAGAAUCACUUCAAUUUUCUGAUGAAAAUGUAUUGCUUCAUAAUGUCUUGACAGUGGAAGACUUAACAAAAAAUCAAGAGGAAUUAAAAAGAGCUAACGACUUGAAGAGGAAACGACCAGAUAAAAUAUUUAAGCAUUCUGUCAAUAAAAUCAUUCCUCAGAAAAUAGAGGAACUCAAGGACACUGAAAUGAUGUCUGAUAUAAGUCUUGAAUCUUUCCUUGUACAUUGUUUACCUAAUAAGUCAAAAAGUUCCAUUAACAACAUGGAAGAUCAGUUCAUUGAAGCUGAAAAUUAUCAAGAGAAGUCUGAGGAAAUUAAAGACUGUCUUCUUGACUUCAGAAUGAACAGACUUGAUGUUUCAGCCAAAUGUUCCAAAGACAUUCUAGAGAAAACAUCUAAUAGUGUCAACAAUCUUUUUGAACAGUCAAAGAUUUUAAAUUUUCUUAGCGGAGAUAUAAAAGCUAAACCUGAACUUUUCAAAGGAACAUCAAGAUUUGAGUCAAAUUUUCUUGAUAACUCUCAUGUAGUAACAUCAUUAAGAAACAAGACCUGUCAUUUAUAUUUGAAUAAAAACUUGAUGGAACUGAAGAAAUUUUAUGCUAAAUGGUUUCCAGAAUUAUGUGAAGAAUUAAACAUCCCGGACCAGACUGUUGAUAUUCCAAUAAACCAACCAGUUACUAAACGACUGAAAAAAUCCAACAAUAUUAGACCAUUACAGAUAAGAAGAAAAACACUAGAGGAGAAAGUACCAGUGUCUGUUCAGUUUCGAAAACCAGGAAAUCACACAAUUUAUGAAAGUUUUUGUUUAGCUUUAAUUGAAAGGGGAAAGUUGAUUAUUCAGUCAAUAAAUGAUUGUGGCAUAGUUGCUUGUAUGAAUGAUUACAGUGACAUAGAUGGAUCUUUUAAAGAAAAUAAUUUUGUUUAUACAACGAAAAUAUCACAAGAAACUGGCGAGUACUUUUACUGUAGUUGCAGUAUAUACAGGACACUUAUUAACUGUGAUGAGACUGAAAGUAAUGGUGAUGAAUUUCAUGUAAUUGAUUUGGAGGAUGAAAGUGUAAUUACAUGUAUGCAUUGUAAGUUUCUGAAAAAUUCUGUGAUUCCUUGCAUAGUGAAUGGAGAAGAGUUGGUUGAAACCAAUCUUAGUAAAUUCAUCAAAAAUGCUCUAAGUUUUAAAGGAAAAGAUAUUGUGGAAUUAAUACGAGGGAAGGAAACACGCAAGUUUUCUGUUUUAACUGGAGAUGAUGACUAUCCAACAUUUGUCCAUUUAACCUACAAGAAACAAGUAAAAAGGUAUAUUGCCUCAUGUUUGAAUGGUUAUUGUAAGGCUUUAAAAGGUCACAAAAGAAAUAUAGAGUAUUUAUCUUCUGCAGAGGUCUGUAAACAUCUUUCUGUUUUGAAAAGUAAUAAAGAUUGCUGGGAAGACAUUCUUGACUUUGAAUCAUUGCUAACUAAUGACAUUCCCAAAAGUGACUCUGUUGUUGAAGAAGAAGAUGAAUUAUGGAUAAAUACAGAUGUUUUGGAUGCAAAUUUUAAAGGAAACUUUGAUGUGAACACAGGGUUAUGGAAUUUCGAAUGUAGGAGUGAUCACCCACCAAGUAAAAGAGACAGUGAACUUUUACAAAGUAACUUGAUUUGCCGUGAUGGCUGGAAUGAUAGAACUUUAACUCGACUGGAUGAUGGGUGUUUGAAAGGCCCAAUACUGUGUCCUGACAUUCCUGAAAAUACAUGUGAAUGUGGUAGUGGAUGGCUUAAAAGGGAGGAUGAUGAUGAGUAUAGUGAACUAGGUUUGACAGAAAUAGAAAAAUCACCAAAGAGCCGUAUUUUGACUAUAUAUACACAAUUAGCUCCAGUUAAGUGCGAGGUUCAUACACGGGUAUGUUAUAAUAAAGAAAGUCCUUGUAAAAUUAUGUGGAAUGAAGGUGAAUUAGACUCACUGCAUGUGCUGAGCAGGGAAACUGCUGCAGGGGAUGAGAUAGGCUGGGAAUUUGUUUCAAUGGUUAUGAACUCUGGUUGUACCUUUGCGUCUUUUUGCAAAUAUAAGACAGAAAAUUACAAAAUUAGACAUGGAAAUGCAAAGUUUAUGAGUCCAACACUUUUUAUAAGAUGGUGGUUCAGUUGGGCAGCAAAUAUGAAAAUUGAGUUUAGAGUGCCUUGCAAAAGUUGUGGUUUUAAACCACGGCGCUUGUGUUGUGAUGGUACAAGAGUAGGUGUGGGCUUUCGUCAUGCCAGUUAUGAGGAAAUAAAUAAAACUGAUGAAGGUGCCCCUGUUAAUGAAACUUUACAUAGAAGAAUGGAUAGAUGUUUUCUAAAAAACAUGAAAGAAUUAGAAAAACAGGAAGUUAUUCAGUUUAGAUCUACUUUAGAUUAUUUAGCACGCAGAGUUAUACAAGGUGUUAAAGAUGAUGAAGUCAUACCUGAUGUUGAACUGGAAGAAAGAGUUAAUUCUUUGAACGACAUUCUACCUGAUGAAAUUUCACCUUCAUUUUCUAGAUUUAUAGCUAUGGCAGACCAUGACAAUGAAAAGUUGGCUUAUGCUUUUGUUUUGAAAAUGUUAGCAACCACAGCAUCUAUAACAAGUUUGUUACCACCACCAUUUUGUGGUCGGUUACAGCAGUUUCUCAACAAUCCAACAGUUGAAAAUACAGAGUAUAAUUUUAUUAUGAGUGAAAUGCGUACUUAUGCACCUGAAAUAAGAGAUCUCAUUCAUGCUGCCUUAAGGAAAAAUAAUUCUAUGUUACCACAUGACUUGAGGUUGUUCUUACAGUAUAUAGUUAAUGAAUCUUUGAGUUUAAAGGUAACUGAACCAGAACCAGCAGUUCCGCAAGCAGAUACAUACAAUCCUGAAAAGUUUGGCAGGGCGUAUUACUUCAAUGAAUAUGGUAUGAAAUUGAGAAAUGUGAGAAAGUUCAGUAUUGAUACUGACAGAACUGUUAGAAAUAAUGUUGAUCAUGAUGAUGAAACUAUGGAUUUUGAUAGGUGUCAUAAACUGUUCUCUAAAACUCAGACCUCAGCUCGUGGAACUUCAAAUUUAUUUCUUUGGUUUUGUGCAGAUCAUGGACAUUGUUAUGGAUUUCAUAUGACAGGUGCAGAAGGUAGAAAAGACCCAGCAGCAUCUCUUUAUUCCUAUCUCGAAAAGCCUCCUCAUGACAUUUUUUAUGAUUUUGCAUGUAAUUUACAGGAGUAUUGUUUAAACAGAGAAAGUGGUUAUUACAAAGAUGUUCGUUUUUUUCAUGACAUUUUUCAUGGCUAUUCACACAAAUGUUCAUGUGCAUUUAGGUCAAGUAGGCUGCAGGGUUUUGAAACUGUAAAUUCUGAAAUAUGUGAGCAGUUCAACAGUUUCAUACAAUGCAUUAAAAAAUCUGCUCGACAAAUGUCACAGUCCCAUUUCUGUUUUUAUCUUCAUUUUUUUUUGCAUCCGUGGAAUGAAAAAGGUCACCAUAUCAAAUCAAAGGAAAAGCUAGUUAACACUGUAGAGGCCACAUUUAUGACCAUAUCUUAAUGAAACUUGGUCAGAAUGUUGAUCUUGAAGAUCAAUAGCUCAAGUUCAAAUCUGGGUCAGGUGGGGUAAAAAACUAGGCCACUAGGUCAAAUCAAAGGAAAAGCUUGUUAACACUCUAGAGGCCACAUAUAUGACUGUAUCUUCAUGAAACCUAGUCGGAAUGUUAAUCUUGAUGAUAUUUAGGUCAAGUUCGAAUUUUGGUCAUGUGGGGUCAAAAACUAGGUCACCAGGUCAAAUCAAAGGAAAAGCUAGUUAACACUUUAGAGACCACAUUUUUGACCAUAUCUUAAUGAAACUUGGUCAGAAUGUUAAUCUUGAUGAUCUUUAUGUUAAUAGGUCAGGUGAGUGAUACAUGGCCAUCAUGGCCCUCUUGUUUUUAAAUAGCUGUGUCAUUUUUUUAUGUCAGCUUUAACUUCUUGUCAACUUUAACUUCCUUUAUGACUGAAUUUUUUUUGUAGCUAUGUCAGCUGUUAUUUCCUCUAUGUUUUUGUUUCCUAGCCAUAUCAGAUGUUGUUUCUUUAUGUGCUGCCUUUUGUCAUUCCCAUAUCAAUUGUAAUUUCCUAUCUGUAUUUUUAUUUCAUAGCGAUGUGACUUUUUUUUGUUUCCUUCAUGUAUUUAUUGCAUAGCAAUAACAGUUGUAAUUUUCUUCAUGUUCUGUAUUUUUUCCUAAGACAUAUCAGUUGUAAUUUCCUUUAUGUAUUUUUUUUUCAUAAUGAUGUCAGUUUUAUUUUCCUUCGUGUAUUUUAUUGCAUAGCAAUAACAGUUGUAAUUUUCUUAACAUAUUGUUUUUUUUUUUCAGUUAGACAUAUCAGUUGUAAUUUCCUUUAUGUAUUUUCAUGCCCCCAAAGGGAGGCAUAUAGUUUUUGAACCGUCUGUCAGUCUGUCCGCAAUUUUCGUGUCCGGUCCAUAUCUUUGUCAUCGAUGGAUGGAUUUUCAAAUAACUUGGCAUGAAUGUGUACCACAGUAAGACAACGUGUCGCACGCAAAACCCAGGUCCGUAGCUCAAAGGUCAAGGUCACACUUAGACGUUAAAGGAUAGUGCAUUGAUGGGCGUGUCCGGUCCAUAUCUUUGUCAUCCAUGGAUGGAUUUUCAAAUAACUUGGCAUGAAUGUGUACCACAGUAAGACAACGUGUUGCGCGCAAGACCCAGGUCCGUAGCUCAAAGGUCAAGGUCACACUUAGACGUUAAAGGAUAGUGUAUUGAUGGGCGUGUCCGGUCCAUAUCUUUGUCAUCCAUGGAUGGAUUUUCAAAUAACUUGGCAUGAAUGUGUACCACAGUAAGCCGACGUGUCGCGUGCAAGACCCAGGUCCGUAGCUCAAAGGUCAAGGUCACAAUUAGACGUUAAAGGAUAGUGCAUUGAUGGGCGUGUCCGGUCCAUAUCUUUGUCAUUCAUGCAUGGAUUUUAAAAUAACUAUGCAUGAAUGUGUGGCACAGUAAGACGACGUGUCGCGCGCAAGACCCAGCUCCGUAGGUCAAAGGUCCUAAACUCUAACAUCGGCCAUAACUAUUCAUUCAAAGUGCCAUCGGGGGCAUGUGUCAUCCUAUGGAGACAGCUCUUGUUCUCAUAGCGGUGUCAUUUUUAGCUCACCUGUUAUUUCCUCUAUGUAUUGGUUUUUUCUCUGAGACAAAUCACCCGUAAUUUCAUUGAUUAGUUUGCUUCUUAGUUAGAAUAAGUGCAUUCUAAAUAAACAGAAAACUUUUUCGAA
Messenger RNA from Mercenaria mercenaria, 7526 nucleotides. RefSeq lists its product as uncharacterized. The record is from RefSeq and is a predicted model, not a curated record. NCBI's taxonomy places the organism in Eukaryota, Metazoa, Mollusca, Bivalvia, Venerida, Veneridae. The coding region runs from base 51 to 5819 and encodes 1922 amino acids. The transcript has 12 exons.